Messenger RNA from Charadrius vociferus (killdeer), 1053 nucleotides. RefSeq names its product Wilms tumor 1 interacting protein (gene WTIP). Gene Ontology annotation, cellular component: transcription regulator complex; nucleus; P-body. The record is from RefSeq and is a predicted model, not a curated record. Gene Ontology annotation, biological process: negative regulation of hippo signaling; response to hypoxia; positive regulation of miRNA-mediated gene silencing. The transcript is spliced from 9 exons. NCBI's taxonomy places the organism in Eukaryota, Metazoa, Chordata, Aves, Charadriiformes, Charadriidae. Bases 1 to 1053 code for a protein of 350 amino acids. Gene Ontology annotation, molecular function: transcription corepressor activity.
AUGGAGGAGAAUGAGGGGGGUGCUUAUCACCGCAACAGCAGCUUUAACUCCGCGCUUUUUGUUUGCACAGCCCGGCACAUAUGGUCCUCCGCGAGAAAUGCAGCAGCGCUCGAGUGUGCGACGUACCACUGCAAACACAUUUAUUUCACCCAUGUGGGCCGCAUAUGUCGCUACAGUGUGGAUAAACGUUAUGUUCAUUAUGUGUACGACAGAAAUUUCCCAGAAAGUCCAAGGCUUGACCAGGACAAGGACUUGAAGUGCGGCUUUGGUCCCACUGGGUGCCGGAGCACGUUUGCUGGAAGUUUCUCUGGUGUUGCCGAGGGCCGACACCGCGUUAGCUGGAGCAGCGAUGGCGUGCACCAGGACACACAACUGCCAGAGGCGCUUUCCACCAUCCCACGCCCGCAGAUGGGAGGUAUUUGUAUAAAAUGUGGAAAAGGUGUGUAUGGAGCGAGCCAGGCUUGCCAAGCAAUGGGUAACCUCUAUCACACCAACUGCUUCACGUGCUGCUCUUGUGGGAGAAGACUACGAGGAAAAGCGUUCUACAACGUCAAUGGCAAGGUGUACUGUGAAGAAGACUUCCUAUAUUCAGGUUUUCAGCAAACAGCGGACAAGUGCUUUGUUUGUGGACACCUUAUAAUGGAAAUGAUCUUACAGGCCCUUGGAAAGUCGUACCAUCCGGGCUGCUUCCGCUGCGUGGUGUGUAACGAGUGUUUGGAUGGAGUCCCCUUCACUGUAGAUGUGGAGAACAAUAUUUACUGUGUCAAAGACUACCAUACGGUUUUUGCACCAAAAUGCGCUUCCUGUAACCAGCCGAUCCUACCAGCACAGGGCUCCGAGGAGACCAUUCGGGUGGUGUCAAUGGACAAAGACUACCACGUGGAGUGCUAUCACUGUGAGGAUUGUGGCUUGCAGCUCAAUGAUGAGGAAGGCCAUCGUUGUUACCCGUUAGAGGGCCACUUGCUCUGCCACGGCUGUCAUAUCAGGCGUCUUAAUAUUAAACUGCCAUCACAUCCACCUCCGAGCUAUCCAAUGCAUGUCACAGAACUCUGA